Molecule: messenger RNA, 7415 nt
Organism: Dicentrarchus labrax (European seabass)
Lineage: Eukaryota; Metazoa; Chordata; Actinopteri; Moronidae
Gene: svila
Product: supervillin a
Biological process (GO): cytoskeleton organization; actin polymerization or depolymerization; actin filament severing
Cellular component (GO): cytoplasm; actin cytoskeleton
Molecular function (GO): phosphatidylinositol-4,5-bisphosphate binding; actin filament binding
Source: RefSeq, a predicted model, not a curated record
UGUGCGAGCCAAGGGAAGGCAGCACUCUCCUGGGACACUCCUAACUAUCUCUGUCUCUCUCACACACUCUUUUUUCUCUCCUCUCUGUGCCUAUCAGGCUCAUUCUGUACUGUAGCAUGCAAUCUGUAGGAGGGAUGGGGCCUAAUUUGCUUGCCUUGGCUAAUGAGCUUAGCCCGUGCUGAGCAGCUUUUAGCCCUGCAGGUUGUUGUAGUGGGCACUGGUUAGCCCGUAGCGGUUAGCGAGGGGAACCAGAGCAGAGGAGUGGAUCUCAGAAGGGGCAGAGCUGCAGCCACAGCUUCACCACUCCUCUGUUUGCCUACCAGGACCACCUAUCCUUGUACCGGCACUGCGGCUGGGACGUCUCUCUCUCCUCUCUCCCCCCACCCUCCCUCCUCUGCCUCUCUCUAACGCUACCUGACUCCCCUCUCUGUCUGUCCCAGAGCACUGACAAACUGCUUUUUGUAGCUGCAUCACCUCUCAGGCAGCUGCCCCCUCUUUCCAUCUCUUUCACCUCUUUUUCCGUCUAACCCUCUGCCCUGACUUUAUUGCCAAAAUGUACCGGAACCCGUGGAUCUCGAAUUACCUGACUCACGUCAAGUUUUGCAGCCAAGGACUUGGGAGUGAGACCCCCAUUAAACUAAGCAAUCCCAGAUUGCUACAGAAGAGAGCUUUGAGCUUCCAGAAAGAAUUCUCCUUUGACGAAAAAGACGACCCAGCCAAAAGCACCAAGGAUAUAGAUGUUAGUCUCUUGGCCAAUCUCCCCAAAGUCUCUGAAUUGAGGAAACGAUUUGAAGGCAUUACCACAAGUACAAGUGACUGGGAAAUGAACAGAAAGGAACGUAUCGCUCGCCGGUUGGAGGGCAUAGAGGGUGAGGUGCAUCCGUCGCUGCUGCCUAGCUUGGUGGCCAACCGGCUUCUGGAGGAGGACACACCACGUUACACCAGGGCCUCUGACCCCUGUGAGCCCUGUGGUGUUACAGUCCAGCGGUAUGGUGUUGAAGGAUUUGAAAGCCCAGAAAUGCAGCUGACUGCUCCAGAGCGCCAGUCCAGGGCUCGAUGCAGACCUGACCCCCAGUCUUCAAUCCACACAGACCCUGUCUUCAGUUCAGGUUCUACCACCAAUGCCCCAGAGCCGGAGUCCAAGGCCGAACGCAUCGCCCGCUACAAGGCGGAGCGGCGCCGGCAGUUGGCCGAGCGCUAUGGCAUCUCCUUGGAUCAGGAGCCAGACAUGGACUGUCCCUCCCGCUACACUCGCACCCAGAAGGAGUCGGAAGGCUCAGAGAGGCGAAACAGAGAGGAGUUGAUGGGGGAGGACGGGAGGGACAUCACAUUGAGUUCUUACACCAGUACCUCUGCCACUAGCCCGAGGGCGGGACGCACAGCACCAAAGCAUAGCCACCCCGACCCCAGUUAUGAGACAGGUCGAACCAGGGUGGACUCGUUCUCAGAGAGGGAGAGACUGAUGAACCUGGAGAAUCAACGCCGAGCUGCUCCUCCAGAGUUGCCUUCCUCAUACAUGGAUGUAACAUCAUUGUCCUCAGCUGCCAGGGUGCCCGCCAAAGACUAUUCAGUCACAGGGAUGCCACCCAGUUCACCCAAGCUGAGCAGGCACCCUUCCCUCUCCUCACCCAAACACGGGGUAUCUCCUGGGGACCUAUUCAUCGAGCAGCAGGCCCACAAUAUCCUCAGCAGACAGGGGUCCUGCGUGAGUUCAGAUCUUGCUUCCACUGAAGCUGAUGAAGAGAAGCUAGAUGAACGGGCCAAGCUGAGCGUAGCAGCCAAGCGCUCUCUCUUCAGGGAACUGGAGAAGAGCCUUGAUGGCGGAGCCCCUAAAGCGCGGUCCAGGAAUGCAGCAGUGGACAGGAGACUAAGACGGACACAAGACCGAUCCAGAACACAGCCAGUCACCACUGAGGAAGUAGUUAUCGCUGCCACCCUGCAGGCAACCUCGCAGCAGAACGCCGCCGCCCGGGAGGCCCGGCAUAUGCAGGAUACUCACGAGGUCCAGAGAUCCAAGCCGGUGUCCACAGUCGAGGAAAUAGACCAGAGCCACGGUCAGAGCCACAUUCAGAGCCAGGGUCAGUACCAGUACCAGGAUCAGGAUCAGGGCCAGGGUCAGGAGGAGCCUGACCUCUGCACCCUUAGCCUAGCAGAAAAGAUGGCGCUGUUCAACCGACUGGCUCAGCCUCCCACCAGGGUAACCCGCACCAGAGGGGACACGCGCCAGCGCAGGGCCAACGCUCGCUACCAGACACAGCCCAUCACACUGGGAGAUAUGGAGCAGGAGUCUUCAGACAUAGAUGAACAGGAACUAUGUGACAGCCCCGUAGAGCACCUACAACUUCAGAAUGGUACCGGCUCUCGGUUUCAACACCUCCCUACUUCAUCAUCCUCCUCCUCUGCUCUGAGAGCAGGAAGCACCGUCUCCACUGACCACGCCGGAGACAUCCACAUAACCAGAGCAGCACCCCGGGUCGAGCCCCUCCCUCCCUCCAUCUCUGACCUGUCCCUGCCCCCUCGCCACACCGACGACCCGGCCUGGAGGUCCCAGGACUCCGUGGACCACCAGAGGUACCACAUCGAUGCCAGGGAAGAAGACAGAGCUGAUCUUGGAGGAGGGAAGAGGAAGCUGCCCUCUCCCGAGGGAUCGAUCAGGCAGGCCGCUCUGCCCCAGCCCCAGACUGGAAGAGAGAGGAGGGGGGAGCAGGACGAGGAGGAGGCGGAGCAGCAGCGCCUGGACAGAGGGGGGGUGGCCGUGCAGAGCUCAGAGAAGCACAUGUUCCAGGAGUGGCAGGAGGCGUAUCUGAGGGAGGAAGGACAGUAUCCAGACAGUCAGAGGAGCAGGGCCAUCAGUGGAGAGCUGCUGGAGUCCACUGUGGUAACAUCCAGAGCGGUAUCUGGUCUGCCCCAGAGUGUGUGUCAGCCUCCAGCGGCAGACGCACACAUAGACGGCAGCGGACCCACAGCAGGUCCGGUUCAGCUCGAGGACGGAGAAGAGCUGAGCGACAUGAUGACGGCCAGACACAUGUCCAUCAAAGAGAGAGUGGCCUUGUUGAAGAAGAGCGGCGAGCAGGACUGGAGGAACAGGAUCAAUAAGAAGCAGGAUGUGGCGAAGGUUGCCGUGGGUGAACAGCAGGCUCAGCUCUGGGAGGUGGAGCAAAGCUUCAAAACGAAGGAUGAUGAAGUACUGAUGAUGAUCGAUGAGUUCGCUGUGUCCGACCAGCUGUGGGAGCCGGUCUUUGCCUCUACUUUCUCUCCUCCUCCUGAGCCUCCUUUCCAUACUCCCUCCCCUGAUGAUUCAGCCAGUCAGGCCAGAUCUCCCAGACCCAUGCAGGUGGAUGAGAGACACCCCUGGAGACGGAAGAGAAUAGCUGAUGCUGAAAUGGAGUGCCAGAGCAUCGAGGCCCACAUGUCCAUCCAGGAGCGGAAACAGCUGAUAGUAGCCCAAGAGGAGGCCUGGAAGACCAAAGGCUACGGAGCCGCCAACGACUCCACCCAGUUCACUGUGGCCGCGCGCAUGGUGAAGAAAGGGUUGGCCUCCCCCUCGACCCUCCAGUCUUCAGUGUCAUCCAAACCCAAGAACAGCAGCCCUGCCAUCUCCAAACCACAGGAAGAGAUCAAGGCCGUGCCAGAUCUGAACCUGGAGUCGGACAUGAAGCUGGAUAAACUGGAGUCAUUCCUUGGCAAGCUCAACAGUAAAGUGUCUGGACUGCCAGAAGCCACCAUCACAGUAACAGAGAAGAAGGUAAAGGAGGUAAUGACCCUUGAAGAUGAAACCUUUUCCAAGUUCUACCGCCAAAUGGAGGAGCUUCCCGUCAUCACUAAUAAGGUGGAGAUAGACGACGACUUCGAUGCCAUCUUCGGUCCCCAGGUCCCAAAGCUGCCCUCAGAGAUGGUGCAGCACAAGCGAGCUGUGCGCCCAGCGCGUAACGUCCAGGCUUCUAGGAACCCUCUGAAGAUGCUGGCUGCCAGGGAGGACAUCAGACACGAGUACACAGAGCAGAGGCUCAACAUUGGCCUGCUGGAGAGCAAGAGGAUGAAGGCUGAGAAGAUGAAUAAGAACUCUGGUUUCUCUGAUGUGGCUCUGGCCGGUCUGGCCAGCAAGGAGAACUUCAGUAACGUCAACCUGCGCAGCGUCAACAUCUCCGAGCAGAUGUCCAACAACAGCGCUGUGCCUUACAAGAAACUCAUGCUCUUACAGGUCAAAGGCCGACGUCACGUCCAGACCAGGCUGGUGGAGCCCAGAGCGUCCUCCCUGAACAGCGGUGACUGUUUCCUGCUCAUCACGCCACACCACUGCUUCAUCUGGAUCGGAGAGUUCGCCAACGUCAUUGAGAAGAACAAGGCUUCAGAGUUGGCAAACUUCAUCCAGAGCAAGAGGGAUUUGGGUUGCCGUGCUAACUACGUCCAGGUCAUCGAGGAGGCCGCCAGCACGCACAGCCACGCUGCCAAGGAAUUCUGGAAGAUUCUGGGAGGGCAGUCGAGUUUUCAGUCUGCAGGAACGCCAGAUGAAGAUGAGCUGUACGAAGGUGCCAUUGUAGAGACGAACUGCAUUUACCGCCUGAUGGAGGACAAACUGGUUCCAGAUGAUGAUUUUUGGGCCAAGAUGCCCCGUUGUUCCUUGCUCAACCCCAAGGAGGUUUUGGUGUUUGACUUUGGUAGCGAGAUGUACAUUUGGCAUGGGAAGGAAGUGACGCUGGCACAGAGGAAGGUGGCCUUCCAGCUGGCCAAGCACCUGUGGAAUGGCACCUUCGACUACACAAACUGCGACAUCAACCCACUGGACCCGGGAGAGUGCAACCCAAUCAUACCAAAGAAAGGUCAGGGGCGACCCGAUUGGGCUGUGUUCGGCCGACUGACUCAACACAAUGAGACCACCUUGUUCAAAGAGAAGUUCCUGGACUGGAGCGACUCCAGGAAAACUCCCAGUCCCAUAAAAAACACCAACGACCACAUCACUGAUCAAAAGGAGCAGUCCACCUCCGAUCAGCCCCACGCGUACGACGCCUCCCUGAUGCUGCCCCUCCACCAAGGGCUCGUAUGCACCAGACUGGACGGGUUCAACGUGGGCCGGGGCUACGGCGUGGUGGAGGCAGAGGAGUGGCGGAGCUACGAGAUCAGCACGCUGGCAGUGGAGGUGUGGCACAUCCUGGAGUUCGACUACAGCCGCCUGCCGCGCCAGAGCAUCGGCCAGUUUCACGAGGGCGAUACGUAUGUGAUGAAGUGGAAGUACAUGGUCAGCACUGCAGUUGGGAGGAGACAGAACCCGGAGCAGCAGAAGACAGCGGGGGCAGGGAAGGAGAAGUGCUGCUACUUCUUCUGGCAGGGCCGCAACUCCACCGUCAGCGAGAAAGGAACAUCAGCGCUGAUGACAGUAGAGCUGGACGAGGAGCGGGGAGCACAGGUUCAGGUCCAGCAGGGUAAGGAGCCUCCAUGUUUCCUGCAGUGCUUCAAAGGAGGGAUGGUGGUCCACUCUGGGAAGAGAGAAGAGGAGGAGGAGAACUCGCAGAACGACUGGCGCCUGUACUGUGUGCGAGGUGAGGUGGAGGUGGAGGGCCACCUGCUGGAGGUGGCCUGUCACUGCAGCAGCCUGCGCUCCAGGAUGUCGAUGGUGCUGCUGAGCGUCAGCCAGGCCCUCAUCUACCUGUGGCACGGCUGCAAGUCUCAAACACACACACGGGAGGUGGCACGCACUGCCGCCAACAAAAUCAAAGAGCAUUGUCCUCUGGAAGCUGGCCUCCACAGCAGCAGCAAGGUGACCAUUCGGGAAUGUGACGAGGGAGCAGAGCCCGCUGGAUUCUGGGAGCCCCUCGGGAGGAGGGACAGGAAAGUGUACGACUGCAUGUUGCAAGACCCAGGAAGGUUUAACUUCACACCUCGUCUGUACCAGCUGAGCAGCAGCUCGGGGGAGUUUGCAGCUGUGGAGUUUCUGUACCCUGCCAGAGACUCCAAUAAGGUCAACUCUAUGCCUUUCCUGCAGGAGGACCUUUAUGCAGCUUCACAGCCAGCCCUGUUCCUGGUGGACAACCACCAUGAGGUGUAUCUGUGGCAGGGCUGGUGGCCUCAGGACAGCGAGAGCACCGGCUCAGCCAGAAUCCGCUGGGACUCAGACAGGAAGUGUGCCAUGGAGACUGUGCUGCAGUACUGUAGAGAGAAGAAUGAGAAGAAGCCUCCCAAAGCGUAUCUGAUCCACGCUGGUCUGGAGCCACUCACGUUCACCAACAUGUUCCCCAGCUGGGAGCACAGAGAGGACAUCGCUGAGAUCACUGAGAGGGAGGCGGAGGUGUGUAACCAGAUUAUCCUGGUGGAGGAUGUGUUGGCCAGGCUGUGUAAAACUGCAUACCCGCUGGCAGAUAUUCUGGCCCGGCCGCUGCCUGAGGGCGUGGACCCUCUUCGCCUGGAAGUCUAUCUGUCUGAUGAGGACUUUGAGGGUGUAGGGGCUUAUGGGAAGAAAGCCCUGGAUAUGACCAGAGAGGAGUACGGGGCCUUGCCCAGCUGGAAGCAGGUGAACUUGAAGAAAGCCAAAGGCCUUUUCUGAAUGUUUGAAACAGAGAGCUGACCUGAAGACAUCAGAAAAAAAUCCACCAGGAGGUUGUCUUGUCUCCUCUUUUGUUUACGUUGGGACCCAGCCGAGGCUCAGGGGUAGCCUCUCCUGAGCUGUGACGGUGGGUUGAGGAGGGGAGUACUGAAGGUGUGGAAGAGGUGAUCAGUGACUGAGAGGUGUGGCAGCUUCUUGUGCUGCAGUUUUCCUUCCCAUCUGUUUUUUGCAUUGCUUUUACAGUAGGAGACAAACAUAGGCGGAUGCACCUCUGAGUGGAUGUGUUAAUAGUUCUUUACAGCCUCACUCUAUUAAUGUUUGUACAUAUGUACCAUACACAGGACAGCCAGUGCCGUUACUUUGUCAGCCAUAUGUUAGAGUGGGAGCAGGCCUGUCAGCCCGUUCAGCACACAUCAGAUCCUCUGCUAAUCUUAUAUGUAUACUUGUGCAUUACAGAUAAUUUAUAUCAAAUCCAUAUAGGAAUUUAAAAAAAAAAGCUUCAUGAAUAUCCACUGAGCUAAAAAUGAUUGAAUAAACUGUAUAAUGAAUGUUGGGGAUAUGUUAAUGUUAAUAAAUACUGGAUAUUGCAGAAAUUCUCUCGUGCUGUACAGUUCACCAUUUGCCGUUUACAAAUCAAAUGAUGUAGCUUUCUUUGAAUGCGUCUAGUGUCAUUAUUGUUUCAUACAGGAGAAAGCAUACAGGCUGGAUUAAAGGCAACGAGAGAGUGAUGAUGAAAUGUAUUUGAUUUUUAAAUCCUACAGUGUAUAGUGCCUUGCUUUGUGUACAGUUUAUAUACAGAUGCUAGUCUGCAUUUUGAAGACUUUUUGUGAUAUAAAGAAAUAUUAGAGAAAUAAACCCUGAAAGUUGGAUAUUAGAA